This is a messenger RNA of Pecten maximus, 4261 nucleotides long. RefSeq lists its product as uncharacterized. The record is from RefSeq and is a predicted model, not a curated record. Gene Ontology annotation, biological process: protein polyubiquitination; ubiquitin-dependent protein catabolic process. Gene Ontology annotation, molecular function: metal ion binding; ubiquitin protein ligase activity. NCBI's taxonomy places the organism in Eukaryota, Metazoa, Mollusca, Bivalvia, Pectinida, Pectinidae.
CGUCGCUAGAUGGCGCUUCCCUGUGGUAGGCAACCACGGACGCUCUGGCCCUGAGCCAAUCUGCCUGGGACGGAUUACCUUCCAGUAAUGGCGGUAUGGAACUGGACAAUCGUUUGACUGGGGAGUAAGUGAAAGCUGGUGGUGUACAUAUUUACACCACAUUGCGUGUAAACGGGCUAAACAUGGGGACUGACCGUUAGUGGACCUACAUGCACACACGGUAUAGAGGAAUUACACGUACCCACAGGUCGAUUGGAUCUUAUUGACAUUUAAUGCUUCAGGGAUAUAUAUAUAUAAAUAUCAAGAUGUCGGACGUCCAACCUCUGAUUGCCCUGCUGGAGAUUAUGCUCAAUCUCUCCAACCACCGGAAAACAACAGUAAAACCAGGUGGUCACCCAGACAACAUAUUCGUCGACCUAACGGAAGAGGAGAAAGAGGAAUUCGAAUGUUCCAUCUGUUACCAAGUGCUGAAGGAUCCGCGGAUGUGUAUUAACAACCACAAAUACUGCUACCCGUGUAUAUUUGUAUGGACAACAAGCGGCUACGCAGAAAACCACAGCAAGUGUCCGGUAUGUCGUGUGCGCAUGCCGGAUUCUUACAUCAGAUGUAGGGAACUUGCUGAGAGAAUAGGGUCCAAGACCGUUAAGUGUCUGGUUAAAAGCUGCAAAUGGAAAGGUCCUCUGAAGAAUUUAGGGAUACACCAACAUACAACGUAUACAGAAACGGGUCUGCCGUACCGACCAAGCAACAGGGAAGCUCAAAUGUUCCGUGAAAAUGACCUUCCACAAUUGGUAGACGCUGCACCCUCAACCACGGACAAUUAUAAUAUCAGAGACGAUAACGAAACAACGUCAUCCAACGGUCGUCUGUUAAUACGGCCGACAGCGGAAACGAACAAUGUAACAUCUACCUCACAAGGUCGUCUGCUGUCAAGAUCGACAGAACAGCGGGCGCCAUCUGGUGUAGGUCACACGCGCUCUAUAGCACGCCGAAAUGUAAGAGUGGCAACUAACUCUGAUAAUCCUACAAGUUCUUUGUCCACUCCAAGAACUCCACAUCCUCCCUCUGCUCCGCGUCCAUCCGGGUCCCAAACCCGUCGUCUACCAACCCUGCCGAACAUUGUCGGCCAUGCUCAGUCUUCUUCCAGACAACCAACCGCUACCACCAGAAGCAAUGCCACUUCUUCCUCCAGAAACACUACCUCGUCAACCAGAAAUUCCAACUCUGACACCCGACCCCAGGGUUCCACGAAUGCUAGCCGACUACGGGCUAGGAAUAGAGAAGAACAAGACAAUCCUAACAAUAGAAAUAUUCGCGAACGCCUCCGAGAAAGUAGGAACAGAUUAGACUCUCUCAUGACCACGUUUUCGUCUGAGUUAGACAGAGGGCGCAAUGAUAUCGCCGCCUUCCAAGACCAACGAGAGCGCAGGCGCCAGGAACAGUUAGACGAAGUACGUGACCUGGGAAGGAGGUUGGGUCAGGUCGCCACUGAGUUGCGGCAGUUGCUGGACCACAGGCGACAACUCCGGGACGACAUAGAGGAGACCAUUAGCGAACUAUAAAUCCUCCCCAGGAAUAACAACACUCGAGGUGACGACUUAUAAAGCCGGUGAUAAUGCUGUAUACAUAUCUUACUUGGUCAUCGUUUACAAUAAAAACACAAAUGUUGUGUCCACAACAGUAAGUGUGAGUGUCAGGAGAUCUAGAAUUUUGUCGUCAUAGGACCUACAAAAUGGACUCGAUAUCUCUACUUUUGUGAUAUAUAUGCCGGUGUUUCCACUGGCAUCCGUCAAUACGGAUCCAUUCUCAGAACCAGAUUGACACACACUGUGAUGUUGGAGCUACUAACGAUGUUUGGUAUAGUAACAAAAUGAUAUGUUUUCCGACAAAGAAGAAUUUUGUCUUGAUUUAGUGUCAGUGUAUUGUAUUCACAUGUUCAUUUGUCUUGUGUAGACGUCGCUAAUGAGGAGUAAGAGUGUAGCGUGGAUGAAUCGUCAGAAAUAUUGUGUAGAUUGAGAGUACAGUCAUUAUCAUAUGAGUCUUGAGAGUGAAGUAUAUGUUUUAUAAGAUGUAUUGUCAGACGUUUUCUGGAUUAAUUUAACACUCGGCGAAUGAAGAUAUACAUUACUUAAAGAUGAUACAUCAAACAACCCAUUAACAAGCUGUUGAAUUUUAAAUCCUUAAACUGAAUAACAAUACUUCCGGAGGACGGCUUCUUGGUGGGAGAGAUUUAUUGGUUCGAAAGAAAGUCCUUGUUUUUUCCGAGGGUUCGAGAGAAAUGUCAGCAGAAAACUCCUUGUUGUCUUGAGGAUUAGAGAGAUCGGGUCUUUUUUUGUUCGAGAACUCGUUGGUACUAGUGUUAGAGAGAAAGAUCCGGUCGGUUCGUGAGCUGAAAAGAAUUGUUGAUUUGAAAGAAAGGACUUGAGGACGUGUAAUAUAAAUUCUACAAUGUGUAAAAAGAUAUCUUAAAACAUGGAACGAAUUUGUUUUGACAAAACAUGUUUGAAACGGUCCGGGGUAUAAUUAAGGGAAAUCCGUCUGGCAAAUUAGUCAAUUAAUGUGUUUUCUCGUGAGGUACUGUCCCUUUUACCUUUGCUGGACAAGGUAGAUGGAAAAAUCUUUCUUUUUUUUGUUUUGUUCAGAUAACCUUAUAUUAUGCAGACUGAUAUUUAAGUGAUAGUUCAUAAAGACUAGUAUUUCCCUGUACAUUUAUGUUUGAAUUGAGUCCAUUGUGAUGAACGUUUGUAACUGUAUACUGCUGAUAUAAGACCAGAUUUCCUCCAUAUUACCUUUACUCUAUCAUCGCGAAUUUGGUUAUACUGUGGGGUGCUUACUGGAGCAAUUUUAAGGUAUUUCCAAGACAUCGGUCAUUUGAGGGAGUUCAUUGAAGACUUUGCCCCAGACUAAGUUGGGGCAGUUGUGAUAAUCUGUAUUAUUUUGAACAUCUUAUAAUCAAACUCAAUAUGACAUCAUACCAUUCACCAGAAAUUCGGAAGUUACGGAUUGUUCAUGUCCUUUAUACACGAUCGUUUCGUUCACUUUCUCUAUGUGUAGGGAAAGUGAGCGUAACCCCCUGAGUAUCGAGGAUUUUAUAAAACUGCUACCAUCCGAGGAAAUAGUGAAACUCGCGACAUAAAGUUGUACUCUGACAAGUGGCCAGUAGAAAUACCUUAAUCAAAUGCCUGGUUUUGUUUUCCUUUUUAUUGUUGUUUUUGUUUGAAGUUCUGUAAACUGUGCUAGGGCUGAAGCCCAUCAAACUGUUGCAUAGUUAAGAUUAAUUCUUGUUUUUUUUUAUUGAUCAACCUGUGAUAAAAAAGCCUGUUAUGUAUUAUAGUCCUCACCUUGAAGGUCAAGCACGUGUAAAACAUGUCCCGUUAAACGUAAAAAACACACCUCGUGACAUGUAUAAUAAACGUCCCUUUUCACGUGUAAUACACGUCAUUACAAGUGUAAACACUCCUCGAUACACGGGUAAUAUACAUCCCUUUACGUGUGAAAUAUGUAUGUCAUCACACCUAUAUACAAGUGUAUACAUGUACAUGUAAGCGAAGUACGCGAUAGCCAUGUGUAAAUGUAAUAAUCAUUGCACGUUUAUAUGAAGUGGCCACGUGUAUAAUUAUCGUUACACGUGCUUGUGAAGUGACCGAUUACCACGUGUUCACGUAAUUGGCAAUACACAUGUAUGUUGAUAGGGCGAUUACCACUUGUACAUGUAAUUGUCAUUACACGUGUAUGAAGAGUUCGAUGAUCACGUGUACAUGUAAUUGUCAUUACACGUGUAUGAAGAGUUCGAUGAUCACGUGUACAUUUAAAUGUCAUUAUACGUGUAUGAAGAGUUCGAUGAUCACGUGUACAUGUAAUUGUAAUUACACGUGUAUGAAGAGUUCGAUGAUCACGUGUACAUUUAAUUGUCAUUAUACGUGUAUGAAGAGUUCGAUGGCCACGUGUACAUGUAAUUAUCAUUACACGUGUAGGAAGAGUUCGAUGAUCACGUGUACAUGUAAUUGUCAUUACACGUGUAUGGGAGCACGGUAAAAACGUGCACAUGCAAUUACUACCUUCGGUGGGAGGAGCUAAAUGUACUUGUUAAACAUCCUACCUGUAUACAGGAAUGGAAUAACCGAGUACUCCUGUAAUUACAUGUUUAAUUAUAAUUAUAUAAAUAGUAAUAAAUAAACCUUGAUUAGCAUGAAAUGACUUUAUUUUUUCCAACUUUUGUUAUAUUGAACUUGAAAUUAAAAGUUUUUGUUACUUUUAGAGA